CAGGUUUCUACUUCCGGUAAGGGCACAUUAGUGUUGCAUCAGCAUCCACUCAUUCAAAGCUGUGGCAAUGUCGAGCUCAGGAGACACAGUGAAAGCGAAGCGGGUUCAGCCUCRGUGGUCUCCACCAGCAGGAACAGAGGUUCCCCAGCUGAGACUGUACAACAGCCUGACCAGAGCAAAGGAGCCGUUUGUUCCUCAGAAGGGAAAAGUUGUGACGUGGUACUGCUGCGGGCCAACCGUGUAUGAUGCGUCACACAUGGGACAUGCCAGGUCCUACAUUUCUUUUGACAUCCUGCGGAGGAUAAUGAGGGACUACUUCAAGUAUGACGUCCUGUACUGUAUGAACAUCACAGAUAUUGAUGAUAAAAUCAUCACACGGGCCCGACAGAACUACCUCCUGGACCAGUACAAGGAGAAGCAUCCACAAGCUGCUCAGAUCCUGCAGGACGUCCUGAGCGCCAGAGAGGUGUUUCAGCAGCAGCUGGGCUCCACCACAGACCCAGAUAAGAAGCAGAUGUUGGAGCGUCUGGACGCCGCCGUCACCUCGGCUCUGCAGCCUCUGCAGGCGGCCGUGGAGGAGAAGGCAGCAGCUGAAGUGCUGCAACCUUUGGCUCAGGUGUUGUUGGAUAGUUCCAAGGACCUGCUGGCUGAUUGGUUGGACAAACGGUUGGGAAGUCAGGUCACAGAGAACUCCAUCUUCUCCGUCCUUCCAAAAUACUGGGAGGGAGAAUUCCACAAAGACAUGGAAGCUCUGAAUGUCCUUCCUGCAGAUGUUCUGACCCGGGUCAGUGAGUACGUUCCAGAGAUCGUGGACUUUGUGAAGAAGGUCGUUUCAAACGGUUAUGGGUAUGUGUCUAACGGCUCRGUUUACUUCGACACCCAGAAGUUUGAUUCCAGUCCUCGGCACUCUUACGCCAAACUGGUGCCGGAGGCUGUCGGAGACCAGAAUGCACUGCAGGAGGGAGAAGGAGUCCUGAGCAUCUCUGCAGACAGACUGAGUGAGAAAAGGUCCCAGAACGACUUUGCUCUGUGGAAAGCUUCGAAGCCUGGAGAGCCAUCCUGGGAGUCUCCGUGGGGGAAGGGCCGGCCCGGCUGGCACAUCGAAUGUUCGGCCAUGGCCGGGUCCAUCCUGGGCGAGUCCAUGGACAUCCACGGAGGAGGGUUUGAUCUCCGAUUCCCACAUCAYGACAACGAGCUGGCUCAGUCUGAGGCUUUCUUUGAGAACGAUCACUGGGUCCGUUACUUCCUGCACACCGGUCACCUGACCAUCGCCGGCUGCAAGAUGUCCAAAUCCCUCAAGAAUUUCAUCACCAUAAAAGAUGCUUUGGCAAAAAACACAGCUCGUCAGCUCCGUCUGGCCUUCUUGAUGCACACCUGGAAGGACACCCUGGACUACUCGUCCAACACCAUGGAGUCGGCCGUCCAGUACGAGAAGUUCCUGAACGAGUUCUUCCUCAACGUGAAGGACAUCCUGAGGGCUCCUACAGACGUCACGGGUUGCUUUGAGAAGUGGGAGGCUGCAGAGGUGGAGCUGAACAGCAGUUUCUACGACAGGAAGUGUGCCGUGCACCAGGCUCUGUGUGACAACGUGGACACUCGCACGGCGCUGGAGGAGAUGAGGGUCCUGGUCAGCCACAGCAACUCUUACAUCGCCAACAGGAAGAGCGCCAAGCUGAGGCCCAACCGCAUGCUGCUGGAAAGCAUCGCCGCGUACCUCACCAACAUGCUGAAGAUAUUUGGUGCAGUUGAAGUGUCGGAGCCCAUAGGGUUCCCCGUGGGAGGACAAGCCCAGAGUGUGGACCUGGAGAGCACGGUGAUGCCGUACCUCAUGGUUCUGUCAGACUUCAGGGAGAACGUCAGGAAGAUAGCCAGAGAGCAGAAAGUGACCCAGCUGCUCCAGGUCUGUGACGUGGUCCGGGACGAUACGUUACCGGAGCUGGGAGUCCGACUGGAGGAUCAUGAAGGUCUGCCUACUGUGGUCAAACUGGUGGACAGGGAGACGUUACUGAAGGAGAAGGAGGAGAAGAAGAAGAUGGAGGAGGAGAAGAAGAGGAAGAAGGAAGAGGCUGCCAGGAAGAAACAGGAGCAGGAGSUGGCCAAGCUCAACAAGAUGAAGAUCCCUCCACAGGACCUGUUCCGCUCUGAAACCGACAAAUACUCCCAGUUUGAUGAGACGGGCUUCCCCACUCACGAUGCUGAAGGGAAGGAGCUGAGCAAAGGGCAGGCCAAGAAGCUGCGCAAACUCUACGAUGCUCAGAAAGAACUGCACGACAAGUUCCUGCAGAUGAACCAGAACUGAAACUGACCCCUCCCCCAGUGAUCCAGACCAUCCACCUGACAGACCUACAGAAUAAACAUCAGGCGACGCUGUGUCACACUUUAUCUCUGGUUUACUGUGUUUGAAUCAGAGAACAAGAAACUGAUGAUUUUGUAUUGUUUUUCAUAAUAACUGUUAUAAACAAAUUUUACCAAACUGGUGAGAAGAAGUGGAAGAAG
Messenger RNA from Austrofundulus limnaeus, 2496 nucleotides. It is a transcript of the gene cars1, whose product is annotated as cysteinyl-tRNA synthetase 1. Gene Ontology annotation, biological process: cysteinyl-tRNA aminoacylation. Gene Ontology annotation, cellular component: cytoplasm. The record is from RefSeq and is a predicted model, not a curated record. NCBI's taxonomy places the organism in Eukaryota, Metazoa, Chordata, Actinopteri, Cyprinodontiformes, Rivulidae. Gene Ontology annotation, molecular function: ATP binding; cysteine-tRNA ligase activity.